This is a messenger RNA of Protopolystoma xenopodis, 273 nucleotides long. The record is from the annotation of a GenBank genome assembly. Lineage: Eukaryota; Metazoa; Platyhelminthes; Monogenea; Polystomatidea; Polystomatidae.
GCCAAUUCUGGUUACAUUCCAAUUGAUGUCUGGCUUAACCUACUACCCGAUCUUGUUGCGGGGGAACCUCUAGACUACUCGUUCUGGUCCGGCCUUCUCUCUGGCUUAUCUGGACAUCUUCAAGUGGUUAUUAGUGCUCAAGAAGAGGCUCAGCUUCUCACUCGCUCGCGCGCAUCAUCGGCGGAUACCAAGCUUUUUGACCCUUGGACAAACUACCGCGCCUUCGUUCAUCGUUUAACACGUCCCACACUUUAUAAGCUAGGUCUGCUAUAG